ACGCCGACGCCGUCAGUCGGCGGGAGGGUGCCGGAGAGGGGAGGUGGGCGCCAGCACUCCGGCCGGUAGGUUCUGACCAUCGAGGUGCACACGUGACGUGCAGCACCAUGGCGCCAAAUGUGAAUAUUGUGGGCAAAGCGGAAGACGUCGACCCUCCAGUGGACGUGAACAGCGCCCAACUCGCGAGGGCUACAAUCAGUGAAGUCACUCUCAACGAGCCUGCGAGCUCCGAACCGCCGGUGGAGCCGGCGACGUCGAAGCCGGUGUCGGUCACGCAGCUGUUCCGAUACGCCGACUGCAAGGACAAGUGCCUGAUUACCCUGGGCCUGCUCACCUCGUUGAUGGCUUCGUUCGUCAUGCCUAUCACCAUCGUGCUCUUCGGCAACGUCACGAACGACAUGGCGAUCUUCACCCUCAACAUGACGGCCGACGGCAGCGCAGAGAAGCUGAGCAAGUCCAUGGACCAGUUCGUGUUUGGGAUCAUCGGCACGGCUGCGUUUCAGCAGCUGACAUCUCUUACUUUUGUGUUCUGCUUGUACUACGCGGCAUCGAGGCAGGCUCGCCGCGUCAAACAGCUUUUCUUCCGUUCUGCUCUGCGGCAAGACAUGUCGUGGUACGACACCAAGCAGAUGGGCGAUUUCACCACCCGUGUUACGGACGACCUGAAGAAAUUUGAGGACGGAAUCGGAGAGAAGAUUGGAAUCAUGAUGACCUUCAUCAUGCUCUUCCUUCUUGGCAUGGGGCUGGCAUUCUACAACGGCUGGAAACUGACCUUAGUGAUAUCAUCUUUUAUUCCGUUGAUGGUCAUCACUGGAGGAUUCAUUGCCAAGCUCAUGGCCGACUUCGCGAAGAAAGAGGCAGAUGCGUACAGCAAAGCGGGAUCGGUGGCUGAGGAGGUCAUAGCUGCAAUCCGAACUGUCAUGGCCUUCGGCGGCGAACAAAAAGAAGCACAAAGGUACUCUGAACGUCUGCAGGGCGCCCGCCAGGCAAUGGUGCGGCGCAGCGCCGUCAUCGGUCUGGGUGUCGGUAUGGUGUGGCUGGUACAGUUCAGUUCUUUCGCGCUGGCCUUCUGGUACGGCACCAAGCUGGUGCUGGAGUCUCGCGAGACGGGCGACGGACUAUACACGCCCGGAAAUCUCACCAUUAUAUUCUUCAGCAUCCUGGUUGGAGCGAUGACUAUUGGACAGGCGGCGCCGCACGCGGAGGCACUGUCGGCGGCACGAGGAGCCGCUGCCACUGUCUACACUGUGAUCGAGCGCAAGUCGGAGAUUGACCCCAGCAAUCAGGAUGGCGCAAAGCCUGACAAAGUGACCGGCCUGAUCGAGCUGAAGGAUGUGCACUUUAACUACCCAAGCCGACCAGACACGCAGGUUCUGCGUGGCAUGAGCUUCACCGUUCGACCGGGACAGACAGUGGCACUAGUGGGCAGCUCUGGCUGCGGCAAGUCCACCUGUGUUCAGCUGAUACAGAGGUUUUAUGACCCGCUGCAAGGACAGGUGUUGUUGGACGGACGGAGCUUGAGCGAGCUGAACGUCUCCUGGCUGAGGCAGCAGAUCGGCGUCGUCUCCCAGGAGCCCGUUCUCUUCGGUACCACGAUUGCCGAGAACAUUCGAUACGGCGCACCCCACUGCACCAUGCGGGACAUUGAGCAGGCGGCGAAGGAGGCGAACGCCUUCGAUUUUAUCCAGGACCUGCCACAAAAGUUCGACACCAUGGUGGGCCAGAAGGGAGCGCAGCUGAGCGGCGGUCAGAAGCAGCGGAUCGCUAUCGCUCGCGCCCUGGUCCGUAACCCGAAGGUGUUCCUGCUGGAUGAGGCCACGUCGGCGUUGGACCUCCAAAGCGAGGCGCUCGUGCAGUCGGCCCUGGACCGGGCGCGCUCCGGCCGGACCACCAUCGUUGUGGCCCACCGCCUCUCGACGGUGAGGACGGCUGACCUCAUCUGCACCCUGAAGGACGGCAAGGUAGUCGAGAUGGGCUCCCACGAGCAGCUGAUGCAGCCGGGCGUCUAUUAUGAUCUGGUUACCAGGCAGACCGGCAUCAAAGCGGACAACGACGACGAGGAAGGGGAUGAGCCCGGGGAGGAAAUGGUGGGUGACCUGCAGUCGGCGCGCCAGCCGUCCGCUGCCGGCCGCGUCAGGCUGCGGACCAUGUCGUCUUCGGCAUCGGACCACACAGACGGCGUCGCCGACAGUGUGGAGAUCAACGGAGCGGCGCUGGCCUUCCGUCCCGCCAGCGGCAAGGGCAGGCACGAAUCGCUGACUGCGCUGUCAGAUGACGAGGAGGACAAGCUGGCGCCUGUGUCUGGCUGGCGUAUCCUGACUCUGAACUCCAAGGAAUGGCCGUACCUGCUGCUAGGAGUGCUGGGCGCCGCCAUCAUGGGCGCCUCGCUGCCCGGAUACGCCAUCGUGUUCGGAUCCGUGCUGGGAAACCUGGCUGUUGAGGAUCCGGAUAAAGCAAUGAGUAACGCCCGUCUCUAUAGCCUACUAUUCAUUGCGGUUGGCGUUGUUUCCUUCAUCGCAUCUUUCUGUCAGGUUUUCAUGUUCGGCAUAGCCGGGGAGCGGCUUACGACGCGCGUGCGGAAGCUGACGUUUGCAGCACUGCUGCGGCAGGAGGUCUCGUUCUUUGAUAAAGCGAAAAAUACAGUGGGAGCGCUGUGCGCCAGAUUAUCCGGCGACGCCUCAAGCCUCCAGGGGGCCACCGGCACGCGGCUGGGCAACAUAACACAGGCGCUGUUUACGGUGCUGCUGGGCAUGGUGCUGGCGUUCGUGGUGAACUGGAAGAUCGCGCUGGCUACGGUGCCGUUCGUGCCGCUCUGUGCGCUGGCCACGUACGUGGAGAGCCGCCAGGCACAGGGCAACAUAGUGAAAGAUCAGUCGGACCAGGAGAGCGGCAACCAGAUCGCUGUGGAGGCAAUCUCAAACAUUCGAACUGUUGCCAGUCUUGGUCUGGAAGAAAUGUUUGCUGAUCAGUACGAAAAACGCCUGCUGAGUACUCAUCGCAAGUACAUCAAGAAGGCUUUCCUCAGAGGUCUGGUGUUUGGAGCGGCCCAGUGUGUACCCACAUUGGCGUACGCAGCUGUCUUCGGCAUUGGGAAGCCCAUGGUUCUCGACGGGUCCCUGCCUUACGCUAAGCUGUUCAUGGUGACCGAGAGCCUCAUCUACGGCACGAUGGUGGUGGGAGCGGCGGUCGCCUUCUCACCCGACAUGAACAAGGCGUUCGUCGCCGCCAAGCGAAUCUUCGCCCUGCUGGAGAGAAAGCCGGCCAUCGACAGUUCGCACGCUGCAGGACUGAAGCUGCCGAAGGUCACUGGCACGAUUAGCCUGCAACGGGUUAGGUUCCGUUACCCGACGCGACCGGAGGUCACCGUUCUGCGUGACCUUAGUUUGGAGAUCAGUCCAGGUCAGCAGGUGGCUCUGGUCGGCUCCUCCGGCUGCGGCAAGUCCACCUGUAUCCAGCUGCUGGAGAGGUUCUACGACCCUGAGGGAGGCGAUGUGACGGUGGACGGCCAGAGCGUGUCUGCUCUUAACCUGAGCUGGCUCCGCUCCAACAUCGGUAUCGUCUCGCAAGAGCCCGUGCUGUUCGACAAGACCAUCCGCGAAAACAUAGCGUACGGCGACAACAGCCGAGAGGUGCCGAUGGAGGAGGUCAUGGCAGCCGCCCGGGACGCCAACAUACACAGCUUCGUGACCAGCCUUCCCGCCGGCUACGAGACUCAGCUGGGCAACAGCAGCAGCACACAGCUCAGUGGCGGCCAGAAGCAGCGCAUCGCCAUUGCGCGCGCCCUCGUUCGGCGACCGGCCAUACUACUGCUCGACGAAGCGACAUCUGCGCUUGACGCGGAGAGUGAGAAGUGCGUGCAGGAGGCGUUAGAGCACGCGGCCAGUGGCCGAACGUGUCUGGUGAUAGCCCACAGGCUGUCGACGAUUCAAGGCGCUGACAAGAUAGCUGUGAUUCACCACGGGAGGGUAGUGGAACAGGGAACGCACCAGGAGCUGUUGACGAAAAAGGGCAUGUAUUAUAAACUGUAUAAGACGAUGGCGUAGCUUUGCGUUGUUCCCUAUUCUCGAUUUUCGAAUCAAGGUGUUGUCGAAUUCAGCUCUCCCGUCGUGUUGCUGUCAUGUGUUGAUUUUUGCACGCAUCCCGACACCAAGCUUAGAACAGCCAUGUACCGGAGAGCACGCACAGUCCUGCCUGCUGUGCAACGGAGCUCAGCGUAGAGGACGUUGUGGGUUCUGCAUUCGUGUCUGUAUGGCUGCAGUAUCGUCUCUGUUCAUGUCUUAGCAUAUGUUGUCAAAUGCCAUAACUGCACAGUGGUCGGGGCUGGCCGAGGGGGCCGCAAUUCAACAAGACAGGACUGAAUUGCCAUGAUGCGUCGUCCGACCAGCGUACGUUGUUAGUCUAUUAUGAUCUUAGUGUAGCGUUCUGCGUUGCUGCGCGCCUCGCGGAAGCGGAGUUUUUCUUCAGCAGCUUCUGGCGGGGAGCGGCGUUGAACCUGCCCUGCUCUCAGCCCAGCUGAGCACAAGCACUGACUCACAGCUUACAGCGCGAUGUCUCCCGAGUGUGUUGUCCCGAGUCUGAAGUUUAUUGUGCUGGCGACAGGGUCACCCCAUUUCUCAAUGUUCCUCCCAUCCUCAGCUCCAAACAAGCCGAGGCGCUUGUAACGGAGCUCAAAUGAAGCGGACGUGAUGGAAGAUUGCCUUACUGGCGCGAGGAAUUGUGUCACAGAGCAAUACCGCUCGUUCGUAUCUUGCUCUGUCCUUUGUCGUGCCUUAGCUAAGUGAUCCUAGUGUAAUAUCUACCGUGUCGGGGUUUGUUCCUGCAAAGUGGUCCAUCUGUCUGUAGUAGUGUUUAACGGUCUCGUGUUGCACAUGAUUUUGACGUCCAAUAUAUUUCAAUCAUGA
Messenger RNA from Pollicipes pollicipes, 4901 nucleotides. Its product is annotated as ATP-dependent translocase ABCB1-like. Gene Ontology annotation, molecular function: ATP hydrolysis activity; ATP binding; ABC-type oligopeptide transporter activity. The record is from RefSeq and is a predicted model, not a curated record. Lineage: Eukaryota; Metazoa; Arthropoda; Thecostraca; Pollicipedomorpha; Pollicipedidae. Gene Ontology annotation, biological process: oligopeptide export from mitochondrion. Gene Ontology annotation, cellular component: mitochondrial inner membrane.